AUGGCAACUAAGACAUAUGGAGUUACAGGGCCAGUAUCGCUCGCUAAUCCGACUCAAAGUGAAAUUCAAUUGAAUGAUUCAUUGAUUGCGGAGCUCAAAGCCAAAGGUUCUUUCGAAAGUGAGCAGGCCACGAAGAAACGAGUUGAAGUCUUGUCCCUCUUUCAAAGAAUGGUACAAGAGUUUGUAUUCACCGUGUCAAAGAAGAAGAAUAUGAGUGAUGGAAUGGCUCGUGACGCUGGUGGCAAAAUUUUUACUUUCGGUUCGUAUCGGCUUGGAGUCUAUGGACCAGGUUCUGAUAUAGACACUCUUGUGGUUGUUCCUAAGCAUGUGGCUAGAGAGGAUUUCUUCUCUGUUUUCGAACAGAUUUUGAGGAAAAGACCAGAAUUAGAAGAAAUUACUUCAGUUCCUGACGCAUUUGUACCCAUUAUAAAGAUCGAAUUUGAUGGUAUUUCAAUCGAUUUGAUUUACGCCAGAUUGAAUGUCCCACGAGUACCUCCUGAUAUGAACUUAGAAGACAAGAAUCUAUUGAAGAACAUUGAUGAGAAAGACUUAAGAUCUUUGAACGGAACAAGAGUUACCGAUGAGAUUUUACAAUUGGUGCCCAAGCCCACGGUAUUCAAACAUGCUUUAAGAUGUAUCAAAAUGUGGGCUCAGCAACGGGCUGUUUACGGGAAUGUGUUCGGAUUUCCUGGAGGUGUUGCAUGGGCAAUGCUCGUGGCUCGAAUUUGUCAAUUGUAUCCAAACGCUGUAAGUGCCACAAUUGUUGAGAAGUUUUUCACUAUUUAUACAAAAUGGAACUGGCCCCAACCAGUAUUGCUCAAGCCUAUCGAGGAUGGACCCCUUCAGGUCAGAGUUUGGAACCCUAGAUUAUACCCUCAUGACCGUCAGCACAAGAUGCCCGUUAUUACUCCAGCGUAUCCAUCUAUGUGUGCUACGCAUAACAUUACAAAUUCCACUCAGAAGGUUAUCUUGAAGGAAUUGGAACGCGGUGCUGAAAUCAUGAAAGAGAUGGCGUCUGGUCAAAAGAUUUGGUCCGAUUUGUUUGCCAGGCACACUUUCUUCCAUGACUACAAGUUCUAUCUCUGCGUUGUAGCAGGAACUCUCUCCACUGAUGAGGAGCAUCACAAGUGGAGCGGAAUGAUAGAAUCGAAGCUCAGAAUAUUGGUUCAAAAACUUGAGGUUACGGAUGGGAUAGCGGUGGCUCAUCCCUAUGUGAAAGACUUCUCAAAUUCUUACUUGCUUGGUGAACAGAAAGUGGAAGAGGUGGUUAGUGCAUAUGGUACACUACAAGGUAACGAAACAAUUGCAAAACUUGAAGCAGUUAAAACUGGCUCACUUUCCGAAGAAAGUUCGAAUACCCAACCAGUAAUUCAUCUCACGAAGCUCUUUAUUGGAUUGGAUGUUAGUUUGUUGAAGACUGGAACAGGGACAGUUAGAAAGCUUGAUAUUCAGUACCCAUGCUCUGAGUUCUACAAUUUGUGCAAAGGCUGGCAGGCAUUUGAUGAGAAGGUGAACUUUAUUCAAAUUAAAAAUGUGAAGUUGUAUGAUCUACCUGAUGAUGUUUAUGUUGAGGGUGAAACUCGACCUGUGAAAUCAACUAAAAAAAGGAAGAAGGACAACAAGGCAGAUCAGCUCAAAAGACCAAAGAGUGUGACCUCUACUCCUGCCAUAGCAUGA
This is a messenger RNA of Sungouiella intermedia, 1677 nucleotides long. The record is from the annotation of a GenBank genome assembly. Lineage: Eukaryota; Fungi; Ascomycota; Pichiomycetes; Serinales; Metschnikowiaceae.